This is a messenger RNA of Macrosiphum euphorbiae (potato aphid), 300 nucleotides long. NCBI's taxonomy places the organism in Eukaryota, Metazoa, Arthropoda, Insecta, Hemiptera, Aphididae. The record is from the annotation of a GenBank genome assembly.
AUGAUGAUUUGCUCAGAAAACCAAUCCGUUAACUUGCAGUCGACCGAGGCGGAAGUGAUGCAAAGCGUAUUUUCCGAAUUGCGCGAGGCAAGUUUCCACGUUCCUGAACGGACAUUGUUGCAGUUGAGUCUGUACGUCACCUCACCAUCCUCGAUUAGCCACCGACACCAGUCCGAGCUAAACGUCACCGGACCAUCCGCGAUCGGCCACCUGCAAACGUCACAGUACUUUGCCGAGGACCAAAAUAUGCUGAAGCAGACGACACCGCCACGGCGGAACAGCCGCAGAGAGCAGCAGUAA